AAAAGGAUCCUAAAGAUAUGAUUAUCGAUACAUUGUCGUCUGGAGUUCGCAGAAUUCCGGAUUUUGAGGUUGCACAAAACGUUUAUCUUCUUCAGCAGGGCUUUGGGAAUGAUGAGCUUGUGUACCGAAUCCUUGAACAGAUCAAGGAACAACAGAUGGCACCCUACUAUGACUACAUAACUAAUGAAUUGAAAAUACCAGGACUCAAGUUUGACAAAGGACUAUAUGAUAAAUUGGCUCAGCAGAACACCGAGAAAAUUGCUGAGUUAAAGAAACAGCUAGAGAAGCUUGCAGAGGAUGAUGAAGGAGAAUUGGAGAUAUUGAAAGUUUGGACAGACCUUCUAGAGUAUUAUGCCGCGAUUGGCGACAAAACCAAUGCGUUGGCUACCUACCAAAAAACUUUUGAGCUGGCACCGUCCACAGGCUCGAAAAUUGAUCUGGUGUUAACCAUUGCAAGAAUCGGAUUCUUUCUCGAUGAUAAAUUGUUCACUAAGAAAUACCUUGAUGAAGCGAACAUUUUAAUUGAGAAAGGUGGAGAUUGGGAGAGGCGAAACCGGUACAAGACGUAUCUCGGAAUUUACCUGAUGUCCACUAGAAAAUUUGAGGAAGCAUCUAAACUUUUGAUUGAUUCACUGGCUACCUUCACAUCGACUGAGAUAUCAACAUAUGAGCAGGUGGCUCAAUACUCACUGAUUUGCGGUGCCAUUUCACUAGAAAGACCCGAUUUGCGUAAGAAACUGAUCGAGUCUCCAGAGAUUCUAACUAUUGGCUCUGAUUCACCUGAGCUAGUCUCAAUCUACAAUCUGAUCAAGUCGCUGUAUUACUGUGAGUAUCAAGAUUUCUUUCCAAAUUUGAUUAAGACCCAUGACGAGAUUUUGGUUAAAAACAAAUUCUUGCGUCCUCACACCAACUUCUACAUGAGAGAAAUCAGAUGUAAGGCAUAUUCUCAAUUGCUAGAGAGCUACAAAUCUUUAUCCCUCAAGUCGAUGGCCGAGAGUUUUGGGGUCUCCGAGGACUUUUUGGAUCAAGAUCUUUGCAAAUUCAUUCCGAAUAAAAAAAUCAAUUGCAUCAUAGACAAAGUGAAUGGAAUCGUCGAAACGAAUAGGCCUGACAACAAAAACAACCAAUAUCAUGCUCUCAUCAAAAAUGGAGAUUCAUUGUUGACGAAACUCCAAAAAUACGGUGCAGCGGUGCGUUUGAGUGGUGCAGAAAAGGUGUAGUAGAAUUACUGAUAACACAAUAAUAAAAAUGCGGUAUAAAUAAAACGUACACUCUAUCAUCUUGAUCUUUGAGCCAAUCUUUUUGAGCUUGGUGGUCCAUCUUCGGUGCCUAAAACUCUGUUGUCGCUAAUUUUGCCCAAAUUUUUAGGCCUCCUAGAAUUAGCCUUGGUCUGUUUCUUCGCAGGUUCCGGUUGCGACUCAGACUUUGGGCCUGAUUGAUAGUCUUCGUUACGAUCAUUUGAGUUGUGACUUCUUUCUGACGUAAAGGAGGUAUCUUCGGGUUUUUCGUAGGCCGAAAGUGGCUUUCCCUCAGACUCUUCCUUUUUUGAAACAGGCUCAUCAAACACCUUUACAUGCUCGUCGACGGCAUUUGUUUCCUCUUCUUUCACAACUAGUCUGCCCUUUGUAUCACUUGUAGCGUCCACCUCCUCCAACUUGUCAUUGAAGUGACUUUUUUCUUUGUUCACCUCCACCGAUCCGGCGCCUUCAUUAUCCAGUUUCGAUAGCUCCCUUGAAAUGGCCUUGAUCGCCUCGCGAUCCUCUAUCUCUUGUUCUUCUUUUGUCGGACUGAUAAUCUCUUGUGGAACUAUAUCUCCUGGUUGAUUGCUUGCGAGAACGAAUUCAGAGUCCGGUUCGGUAUCUGGGUUGUUGCCACGGCCCAGGGCCUUUCCGAUCUCUGAACCAGUCAAAUGCUUGAUCUGAUGGGUUCCAACGUUCGGUUGUGUAGGAAUCAUGAACAUGACGCCCAAGACGAUCAGACAGGCUAGAGUAAGGAGUAAAACCUUAGUUUUUGAGUGACUAAAGAGUGAACUCAUCUUUGAAACGAAACUUGAGAUUACCCCGG
This is a messenger RNA of Ogataea polymorpha, 2064 nucleotides long. RefSeq lists its product as uncharacterized. Gene Ontology annotation, molecular function: protein binding. Gene Ontology annotation, cellular component: proteasome regulatory particle. Gene Ontology annotation, biological process: proteasome-mediated ubiquitin-dependent protein catabolic process. The record is from RefSeq and is a predicted model, not a curated record. Bases 18 to 1220 code for a protein of 400 amino acids. Lineage: Eukaryota; Fungi; Ascomycota; Pichiomycetes; Pichiales; Pichiaceae. The transcript has a single exon.